UAAGAGUGUCAGCGGUAUUGGCGCAUGCACUGCCAGUGUCUUUGCCCACCAUGUAGCCACAGUAGUUGUUGCUGGCAUCCAGAAACAAUUAGGCCACACAGUCUGUGGUCAAUCGGCCCAUCAAACUCCAUUUUCGUCCACUGCAACGUCACCAAUGAGUCACAAAUCCAACAUGCUGUGGACAAAGCUGUUGCCACCUAUGGCAAACUAGAUAUCAUAUUCAAUAACGCUGGCAUUUUGGGCGAGAUGAAGCCACGCAUAAUUGAUAACGAAAAAUUCGAUUUUGAGCGUGUCCUUAGUGUGAACGUGACAGGGGUCUUCCUUGGCAUCAAGCACGCAGCUCGGAUCAUGGUGCCUGCCUGCUCAAAGCGGCUGCAUAAUCUCCACUGCCAGCAUAGCUUCAACUAUAGAGUUAACUGCAUAUCUCCCUAUGGAGUCGCGACGCCUUUGACUACCACUGUUCUUGGAAUUAAGCACGAGGAGAUCGAGAAGAUGAUGUAUUCGAUUGCCAAUCUUAAGGGUGUGACCCUUAAGGCAGAAGAUAUUGCAAAUGCUGCCCUUUAUUUGGCGAGCGAUGAGGGAAGGUACGUCAGUGGGCACAAUCUCUUGAUAGAUGGUGGGCGAACCCACGUUGGUGUAAGGUUUGGUACAGACCCAUUCUUGGGAAAGUACAAAAUUUAGCAGUAGAAGUUUUUUUGGUUAAAACCUCAUUUUGGUCCCUAAAUUAAAAAAAUUCUUGAUUU
Messenger RNA from Rubroshorea leprosula, 743 nucleotides. Lineage: Eukaryota; Viridiplantae; Streptophyta; Magnoliopsida; Malvales; Dipterocarpaceae. The record is from the annotation of a GenBank genome assembly.